Messenger RNA from Ceratitis capitata (Mediterranean fruit fly), 9527 nucleotides. RefSeq names its product talin-1 (gene rhea). The coding region runs from base 470 to 9100 and encodes 2876 amino acids. The transcript is spliced from 17 exons. Gene Ontology annotation, molecular function: actin filament binding; structural constituent of cytoskeleton; integrin binding. NCBI's taxonomy places the organism in Eukaryota, Metazoa, Arthropoda, Insecta, Diptera, Tephritidae. The record is from RefSeq and is a predicted model, not a curated record. Gene Ontology annotation, biological process: cell-cell adhesion. Gene Ontology annotation, cellular component: focal adhesion; cytoskeleton; ruffle.
UGAGCUAGUGCUCCAACACGCAAACCGUGCCGCGAUUAUUAGUUUGAAAAUUUUCUGCUUGAUCAAAUAAGAAAUAAAAAGAAAAGAAAAAAUAUAUAAGAAACAAAUAACUAAAGCAUAAAAUAAGAAUUUUCGAUAUUUCAACAUUUUGUGUGUGCUAAUGGUAUCAGUUUAUUGUGAGUUUAAAAAGAUUCCUCACAUCGAAAAUUAACAACAAAGAUAAUCAAACGAACGACCUCAAUAUCGCUACUUUUAUUUACAUUUUACGAAAUUUACAACAUUUAUACAUAAAACAAGUGCCUUUUAAAACUAAGUAUAUAAUUUUAUUAUCGAAAAACGCAAAAAACGUCAUCAUCAACAACAAGAAGAAGCAGAACAUCGUUAGACGUUAUAUUGAACAUCAACAUAAAAUCUGCCGAAGAAAGGAAGAUAAAAGGAAAAGCGACAACACCAACGAUAAGUGGGAAAAAUGUCAACACUAUCAUUACGUAUACAGUUAGAGGGUGGACGUGUCACAAAGACAAUACAAUUCCAUCCGAAUACGACAGUAUUUGAUGCCUGUAAAAUUAUCCGGGAUAAAUUUGCUGAGGCUGUGCAGGGACAACCCAGCGAAUAUGGUCUAUUUAUAUCCGAUGAACAACACCAACAGGGCGUUUGGCUGGAAGCCGGCCGCACGCUCGGCUAUUAUAUCCUCCACAAUCAGGACACGUUGGAAUAUCGACGCAAGCUGCGUACGUUACGUGUCCGUAUGUUGGAUGGUGCUGUAAAGACAAUACUCGUUGAUGAUUCUCAACCCGUGUCACAGUUAAUGGUAGUCAUUUGCACUAAAAUCGGUAUAACCAAUCAUGAGGAAUAUGGUUUGGUGCGUGAAGAUACCGAGGGGCAAAAUGAGAGUCUGCCGGAUAAUAAGUUUGGUACAUUGACGUUGCGUCGGAAAUUCACCGAAAAAGAUCGUGACGCGAAAAUGGAAAGUUUGCGCAGGAAGUUGAAGACCGAUGAUGAGAUCAAUUGGGUGGAUGUUGGCAAGACUCUACGCGAGCAGGGCAUCGAUGAGUCGGAAACAGUUUUGUUGCGUCGUCGCUUCUUCUUCUCUGAUCAAAAUAUUGACUCACGUGAUCCGGUACAAUUGAAUUUGUUGUACGUGCAAGCGCGUGAUGCCAUACUUGAUGGCACACAUCCUGUAACGCAGGAGAAAGCUUGUGAAUUCGCUGGCAUACAAGUGCACAUACAAUUCGGCCCACACAAUGAAGCGAAGCAUAAGCCAGGAUUUUUAGAUUUAAAGGAUUUCCUACCGCAAUCCUAUGUACGUGUCAAAGGCAUCGAAAAGAAAAUAUUUGCCGAACACAAGAAACACGUUGCACUUACCGAAAUCGAUGCUAAAGUAUUGUACACGAAAACGGCACGUGAAUUGCCUACUUAUGGCGUUACAUUCUUCUUGGUUAAGGAAAAAAUGAAUGGGCGCAAUAAGUUAGUGCCACGUCUUUUGGGCGUAACAAAAGAUUCUGUGCUGCGUUUAGAUGAACGUACUAAGGAAAUUUUAGUUUCUUGGCCCCUGACAACUGUGCGUCGUUGGGGCGCUUCACCGAAUACAUUCACUUUGGAUUUCGGUGAUUAUGCCAAUCAAUAUUAUUCAGUGCAAACAACAGAAGCUGAGCAAAUUGUCCAAUUAAUAGCUGGUUAUAUUGAUAUUAUUUUGAAGAAGAAACAAACCAAAGAUCACUUUGGUAUCGAGGGUGAUGAGGGCUCCACCAUGGUGGAGGAGUCUGUAGCGCCUUCAAAGGCAACAUUUUUGCAACAUGAAACAAAUAAAAUUGGUAAAAUCAAUACCGAAUCGUUGGCACACCCUGAAAUCUUACGUGCCUCAGAUGGUGAAAGAAGAUACACGCAAGGCGAAGUGCAAACGGUGCAAUAUGGCGCCUUCGUUGGGCAAGUUAACCACGCCCAUCAACCGCCUACGACAAAGGAGGUGCGCAUAAGUUCUGUAAAUCUUACCGAGCCGCAACGCGCUCUACUUGGCUACAUCUCAGCGGGUCAGGAUGUGCUUUUGCGUGCUGAUGAGGAGCUUAGAACGAAAGCCCCCAUUCAGGAGUUGGGUAACGAUUUGCGUUCCAUUGAGUGGCGUGAGAACACUUUGGAUACCUCUAAGCAGGCUGUUACCAGUCAUGUGGCUACAAUGAAUGCGGCUACAGCGCAAAUUAUUACCGCAUCACAGCUGGAUGAGGUUGAUACGGAGGCUAUCUCUGCAUCGGUCUCACAAAUCACCCAAACAAUACCGGAAGUUACCAAGGAAGUGCGUUUGAUCGCUGCACUUAUGGAGGAUAGCAACAAUGGUGAUCGUUUGCUGGAUGCUGCACGCAACUUAUGCAAUGCUUUCAGCGAUUUGUUGAAAGCCGCCGAACCGGAGAGCAAAGAACCAUCGCAGAACCUUAUCAAUGCCGCCAGUCGUGUGGGUGAGGCAACAACGCAUGUGCUCAGCACCAUUGCAGAGGAGGAGGUGCCUGAAAAUCGUGAUUUACAUGAUAUGCUUCUGACACUUGCAAAGGCUGUGGCUAAUACCACUGCUGCGUUGAUGUUGCGCGCUAAAUCUAUCGCAGCCAGUUGUGAGGAUGAAGAGUCUCGCAAUCGUGUCAUCGGCGCUGCCAGCCAAUGUGCUCUGGCCACAAGUCAGUUGGUAGCCUGCGCUAAGGUCGUUGCGCCUACACUGCAUAAUGCCGCCUGCCGUGAGCAAUUGGAGGCAGCGGCGCGUAAUGUAGCGCGCGCUGUAAAUAAUCUGUGUGAGGUUUGCAAUGAUGCCACAAACGAUCCGAAAUUGAAAAAUGAUUUACUUGCUGCUGCACGUGAUGUAUCGAAGAGCUUGAGCGAUAUGUUGGAUCAUGUCAAGUUGAGCUCGCGCGAAUAUGCUAGUCGCACGAGUCAGGAGAUGAGUCCGGUGGAGAAUGUUAUUAUCGGCACGGAUAUAUUGGUUUCUUCCAAUGAUCCACAGGAAAUGGUGCGUCAUGCCAAGACUUUGGGUCAGGCCACAGCGCAAUUGAUACAGAGCAUUAAGGGUGAAGCUGAUCAGCAAAAGGACGAGGAUAUGCAGCGUCGUUUACUUUCGGCGGCCAAACAAUUGGCCGAUGCUACAGCAAAACUGGUUGAGGCGGCACGCCUCUGUUCGGGCAAUCCACAGAAUACUGAAAAUCAGAACGCUUUGCGACGUGCCGCGGAAGAACUGCGCGAAAUAACUACCACAACUGCCAAUACUCCAGCCAUGAAGCGUAAUUUAAUAAAUCGUUUGGAGUACUGCUCCAAACAAGCUGCUUCGGCUGCUACGCAAUGCAUAUCCGCAGCGCAGAAUGCUGUCCAACACAGCGAUGACCAUCAAAUUAAAGAACAGUUGUUGCAAGACUGCAAACGUGCUGCCGACACUAUACCACGUCUCGUUACCUCGGUAAAGACUACUCGUUCCAGUCCAGAUGAUCCUAACGCACAACUCAAUCUUAUUGAAGCGGCUGAACAAUUUAUCGAGCCAGCUAUACAAGUGUCGCGUUCCGCACGUGCUUUGCAGCCUACAGUGACCGAUAUACCAUCAGCCACCCAGCUAUCGAAGAGCGCUUUGUAUCUCGGACAAACUGUUUCUGAGUUGAAUUCUGCAGCUCAACGUGCACGCGAGGCUUGCGGCGGUCAAGAGUUGGAGUCAGCCUUGGAGGCGGUUCGCAAUCUGCACAACGUCUUGGAUGAUACACGUAAGGCCGCGCAAUCGGGCAACAUUCGUCCACUACCCGGCGAGACUAUCGAAAAUACGGCACAACAGUUGCGUACAUCAGCCAAAAAUGUGGGCCUUGCUCUUAGGCAACUACUAUCGUCUGUCAUACAAGAGCAACGUCGCUAUGCCGGUGUAGCUGGUCGCGAUACUGCUUUAGCACUGGGUGACUUCACGAAGAGUGUGCAUGGGGUUGCGGCUACAACGAAGAAUCCUGCUGUUAUUGAUUGUGCCGACGAUGUGGUAUUACAUUCGGCACGCCUAAUCGAAGAAGCCCAGCGUACACUACAGAAUGUUGGCAAUACUGAUGCGCUAACGCAAGCAGGUCGCGAUGUUACUGCGGCGCUUUCGAAAACUGUCGACUGCAUACCCGGUCAACGUGAGGUGGACAAUGCCUUGCGUAAUGUCAGCGAAUUGAGUGAGAUACUCUCGAUGAGCGAAUUUCCACCAUCGGAACGUAACUACAACACUUUGCAGUCGGAGUUGAAGCAAGUUGCGGAGGGUCUCAGCGCAGCAAGCGGACAAAUUGUGCAGGCGUACGACAGUCCGGCACAAUUAGCCGAUACUAGCCAAAACUUCGCAACUAACUAUCGUGACUUGCUGGCUGUCUCCAUGGAAAUGGUCGGUCAAACGCCCGAUGAGGUUGUACGCUCCGAAAUGAUUGAUCGUCUACGUAAUGUCUCCACUCAAUCAUGUUCCCUACUCUCCACCGCCAAGUCAAUUGCUGCUGAUCCGGGCCAACCGAACGCCAAAAAUCUCUUGCAUGCUGCAGCACGCAGUGUAAUCGAAAGCAUAAAUAAACUCGUCGAUGCCAGCAUACAAUCCGCGCCGGGACAAAAGGAGUGCGAUAAUGCUAUCCGUAACAUUGAAGGGCUACGUGUCAUGCUCGACUAUCCUCAUGAGCCGAUCAACGACCAAGGAUAUUUCGAAUGCGUUGAGAAUGCAACGGGCAAGUCACGCAACCUGGGAUACGCUAUUUCAGAGAUGAUUAACAAUGCCAAACAAUCGAAUCACGUUGGCUUUGGUCAAUCGGUGAAUACUGUUGGUGAGUCGAUACACAGUUUGAUCGAGUCAUCUGCGCAGGCUGCGUAUUUAAUUGGCGUUUCGCACCCAAGUAGUGUGGCUGGACGUCCGGGUAUUAUUGAUCAGGCACAACUUAGCUGGGCGUAUCAAGGUAUCCGCCAACAUUGCGAGAUUGUUAGCAGUGCCAAGGCCACAAAACAGCAAAAGAUAUCAGCGCUAACGGUAAUCGCCAAACAUACCAGUUAUUUAUGCUCCAUAUGCCGACAGGCCAGCAUGAAUACCAACAAUCCAGUGGCCAAAAACGAAUUUAUUGUAUUGGCCAAACAAGUUGCUACAGCCACUUCGAAUCUGGUACAGGAAAUUAAGAGUAUUGAGGAUGAACCAUCGUCACCGACACGUGCACGUCUCGUAGAGCCUCUCCUGGAGUCUGUAAAAGCAGUGCGUCAAUAUGCUUCUAGUCCGGAAUUUGUCUCGGUGCCAGCAAAGAUCUCCGCAGAGGGCCGCAAGGCUCAAGAGCCAGUUAUCAAUGCUGGACGCGGUGUUAUAGAUGGCGUAAUCGAAAUGGUAAAGGCCGCCAAAUCGCUGGCACUCUCACCUGAUGAUCCGCCAGUAUGGCAGCAAUUGUCUAAUGCUUCGGCACCUGUUUCCGAGUCUGUGAAACGCUUGGUCGACAAUAUAAGAGAAAAGGCGCCUGGUCAGGCACAAUGCGAACAAGUGUUGCAUACACUGAACACAUGCACCCGUGAAUUGGAUAGCUGUGCUAUGGCCGUAAACGCACAGGGUCUGAGCCAACGCCGCGAUAACAAUCUACACGGUUUCAGUGGUCAGACUUUGAAUUCGGCAGCCGAACUCAUUGACAAGCUCGAACCCAUACGCAUGGCGGGCAAGAAUAAUGCCGAGCAAUUGGGACACGCCGUGGGCGAAAUCUCACGUUACAUUGUACCAAUGGUGAAUGGCGCCAUAGGCGCCUGCACACACAUCGUGCACACCAACCAACAGAUGAGCCUCAUCAAUCAAACAAAGUCUGUGGUGGAGAGCGGUGUGACACUAGUGCAGGCUGCCAAAGACUCCGCCGGUAAUCCACGUUCGACGCAUGCGCAUGCCCAUUUGGACGAAUCCAUCGAUUACACGCGCCAAGCUAUACAAGAACUCACCGAAACAGUUGAGAAGAUCAACGCUGAUAUGGGUGUCGUGACCGGACUGAUGGAACAAGUGAAUCGUGCCAUUACACGUUUGACUGACAAACGCCAAUCUCUGCUGAAUGCCUCCUACUCCGACUCAUUUGUUGACUAUCAAACACGCAUGGUACAGUCGGCAAAGGAAAUUGCACGUCUCGCUAAUGAGAUGAACGCUAAAGCAACAAUCGAACCUCAGCUGUUGCCACAACUUGCCCUCGAAAUGACUCAACAAUACACCCAACUGACACAGGACUCAGUUGGCGCCUCAACCACAACCUCGACGCCGGACGUAGCUAUGCGUAUACGUUCGAGUGUUGUAGAUUUAGGUCGCUCUGUGAGCUCAAUGAUACAAUCGGGCGCUACCGGUGCACGUCCCAACGAUGCUUCCAGUCAGACUGAGAUCGCCCGCAAUGCACGUGACGUAUCCGAGAAGGUUGCACAAGUUUUGGCCGCCUUACAAGCCGGUUCGCGCGGCACACAAGCAUGCAUCAACGCUGCGCACACGGUCUCUGGCAUUAUUGGCGAUCUUGAUACGACCAUUAUGUUUGCCACUGCGGGCACAUUGCAUUCGGAUGGCGAUGGCACCUUCGCCGAUCAUCGUGAACAUAUACUGCAAACUGCCAAAGCUUUGGUGGAAGACACAAAGGUGUUGGUCACAGGCGCUGCAGGCACACAAGAAGAGCUGGCAAAUGCAGCACAAAAUGCUGUAUCUACCAUAUUACAACUCUCCGAAGCUGUUAAACGUGGCGCUUGCAGUCUCGGUUCCACACAACCGGACUCGCAAGUUAUGGUUAUUAAUGCCGUUAAAGAUGUUGCUUCCGCUUUGGGUGACUUGAUUAAUGCCACUAAGUUGGCCUCAGGCAAGCCAAUACAUGAUCCAUCUAUGCAAGAUUUGAAAGAGAGCGCUAGGGUAAUGGUGCUAAAUGUCUCCUCUUUGCUAAAAACCGUUAAAGCUGUUGAAGAUGAACAUACACGUGGCACACGCGCCAUGGAAUCCACUGUCGAGGCGAUUUCACAAGAAAUACGUGCUAUCCACUCCCCACCACCACCCGGUAGCGCUCAUUGCGGUCCUGAAGACUUGAUACGCGUCACUAAGAAUGUCACACUGGCCACCGCCAAAGCUGUGGCCGCCGGUGCUUCCAAUCUACAAACCGAUAUUGUUGCCGCUGCCAAUUUGGGACGUCGUGCUAUAUCCGAAAUGCUACUGAUAUGCCGUUCGGUAGCAUGGAAUUGUGCUGAAACUGAAGAUCUGCGACAGCGUACACUUGAAGCUGGUGCUGCGGUGGGCGAAUCAUAUCGUGAACUCUUAUAUGGCAUAUUACACAAUUGCUCAGCCGAUGAUCGUGUACAUUUAUCGCGUCGUGUUGCGAAGAGUGUAACCGAUUUGGUUGCCAUGGCACGUUUACUGAAGGGUUCCGAUUGGAUUGAUCCAGAAGAUCCGACUGUGAUUGCUGAAAAUGAAUUGUUGGGUGCUGCGGCGUCUAUUGAUGCGGCUGCCAAGAAGUUGGCGUCACUACGUCCACGUCGUCAACCCGAUGUGAAGAUUGAAUUGGAUGAGAAUAUGAAAUUCGAUGAAAUGAUACUGGAAGCCGCUAAAGGCAUUAUGGCUGCCUCUUCAGCGUUAGUGCGCGCUGCCAACGCUGCCCAACGUGAAUUGAUCGAUCAAGGUAAAGUCGCACGGCGGCCACUCACCUCUUCCGACGAUGGCCAAUGGUCAGAGGGUCUAAUAUCGGCGGCACGUCUGGUCGCGGCGGCUACACACAGCCUCGUAGAGGCAGCACAAAAUUUGGUGCGUGGCGUAGGCACUGAAGAAAUGCUGAUAUCGACAGCCAAGCAGGUGGCGGCUUCAACGGCACAAUUGCUCAUCGCAUGUAAAGUGAAAUCAAAUCCAAACUCAGAAGCCGGUCGACGCCUACAAGCGGCUGGUAAUCAAGUUAUUAAGUCUACUGAGAAUUUGGUGCGUGCCGCACAACAGGGUCUCGAGGAUGAAGAGGAGAAAACGUUGAAAAUUAAUACUUCAAUGGUUGAUGGUAUGGCACAGGAGAUUAAUGCACGUUCGGAUGUGCUGCGCAUGGAGAAACAAUUGGAGGAGGCGCGCCAGAAGCUCAUCACCAUUAGGCAUGCGCGUGCGUUGCAGAAGAAGACACAAGGUUUUGCCACGGAUGAGAGUGAUACCGAGUAUGCGCAUUCCACCUAUGGCACACUGCAGAAAAGUCAAAAUAAUACACUAAAUCGUCCGUCUGGCUACCCUUCGGAUGCGCCCCAUUCACCGAGCUAUUACAGCCAGCAACAACAGUCGAAGCAUCACUACAACUAUGCGACUCAUCCGCAGCACUUCCAUCAUCCUGCCGCCGUUUCACCACCACCGCCACCGCUAAGCCAUCAAUAUGCCAGUGGCGGUGAUGUGAACGGCAGCAUUGAGUUGCCACCGCCACCACCACCACUCUCGACCACACUCUACAAUAUGCAAGCGGCCACCGGGUCGGGCGGCAUCAUCAACAGCAGCAACAGUGGUGGUAGUACCUUCAGACCUAAUCCCAAACUAACAGCCAACGCAGUGCCACGUCCCUAUCCUGGCAGCCCAACAGCAGCUGGCGGUAGCAGUAUAUUAGGUACUAACAGUAAUUUUCCUAAUGGUGUUGGUAUUCAUUUACUUACUACUACCUCUACUACUAUUACUACUACUACACCUAUAGCAAAUGCCAACAAUAGUAAUUAUCAUCAGCAACAAUCUUUUGAAACCUCUGCAACCACAACCAUGGCGGGUCCACAAUCCACACAGAAAUCAGCGUCAUCGGGUGUUAAUCGUAAACUGGAAGCUUGUGUUCAAGAUUUGCAUGACAAGACGUUCGGCCAAGGCGGUGUUGUACAGAUAACCGGUGCAGGUGCUUACCCAGGUCAAAAUUAUGAGGGUUAUACGUCGAGAUAUGAAACACGCAACUAUGAAAAGAGUAAUGAAACCGUUGAAAAACCUUUGGACUCCAGUUUCUCACAAUUAACCCUCAGCACCGAUGGCGGUAAAGUGAGCAUCAUUGAUCAGGGCUCCGAACGCUUGACAUCGAUGACACAGCGCGUAAUGGAACGGAAAACAUUUAGCACCACCACCGAGACGCGUUCGGAGAAGAAAACAGAAUCGCAUAGUUUUCGCAUGGAGUAGAUAUAAGUUUUAGAAUCGAAUAAUAGUAAAAAAAAUAUAUAUAUAUAUGGAUAAACAUAUGUAUAUAUUGCAUAUGUGUAACCAUAAUAAAUGUAUGUAAUUUGCAAAUGUAACUGUAAAUGAUGGCAAGCAUCUGGUUGGUGCUCAUAAAUGCCCUCGCAUGCACCACUAACAAGUUUGCCACCAAAAAAAAAAAAAAGAACGCCAUUUUGCCAAAAUGUAAAUGCAUGCAAGUGUUUUUGUAGGCGCUUAAGAAAUUUGCCAAAAGUGCUUUUAACUGUACUAAUUUAUAUGAAAAUAAUAAUAAUAAUAAUCUAUAAACAACAACAACAACAAAAAACAUAAUAAUAACGCAUUGAUGUUUAGGUUUUAGUGUGUAAUAAUAAUAGUGUUUUGAUAUAUUUAACAAAUACAAAAAAAAAAAAAA